Molecule: messenger RNA, 816 nt
Organism: Lolium perenne
Lineage: Eukaryota; Viridiplantae; Streptophyta; Magnoliopsida; Poales; Poaceae
Source: RefSeq, a predicted model, not a curated record
CUCUCGUCGAUGCUCUCAGCUUACAUCAGUUCUUCGAGGGCAUUGGGCUCGGCGGUUGCGUUGUUCAGGCAAAAUUCAAGGCGAAAGCAACCGUGCUCAUGGCGACCUUCUUCUCCUUCACCGCUCCCAUAGGCAUCGCACUCGGGAUCGCCAUCACAACCAGCUAUAGCAAGCACAGCUCGGUCGCGCUAGUCGUCGAGGGGGUCUUCAACUCGGCCGCGGCGGGGAUUUUGAUCUACAUGGCCCUGGUUGAUCUGCUAGCUUCAGAUUUCAACAACCCUAAGCUGCAGACGAAUACAAAGCUUCAGCUGGCAACCUACUUCGCCCUUUUCAUGGGCGCAGGGCUGAUGUCCCUGCUUGCCAAAUGGGCAUAACAGCAUCGCUGAGAUAGGAUGCAUUUGUGUGCACCGUCAUCCAUCCUAAAGACCCCGGCCUUGCUUAUCAGUGAUGGGGUUUGUUUCUUAGCGUUGUUGCAUCAUGUGUCACAUCUCCAUCAACCAGAGCUGAGGAAAAAAUUGCCUGAAUGUGACCAAAUCUUAUUAGAGUAAAGGAAAGCUAGAGAAGCCAAAAAGUUGAGUGCAUGUAUCAUGUCUCAUCCCUUGAGAGCAAGUCUGUACCAAAUGAGGCGAUGGUAGAAGUGGUAGCAGUAGUGAUAGUGGGGACAAUGGUAGUUGAACUGAUAUUGGUGGGUGAAACUUUGUAAAGCGGUAGCCUACCUUUUAGAAAUCAACGGAAUGUACAGAUUGUUACUAGCAUUCUCCUGGUUUUCGCGGGAAAGGACAGCUGAAAAAAAUUCCGAAGACAAAAUUCAGACUC